Microtus oregoni (creeping vole) is the source of this 2515-nucleotide messenger RNA. RefSeq names its product protein O-mannose kinase (gene Pomk). Gene Ontology annotation, cellular component: endoplasmic reticulum membrane. The transcript has 6 exons. The coding region runs from base 490 to 1536 and encodes 348 amino acids. Gene Ontology annotation, molecular function: ATP binding; carbohydrate kinase activity; protein kinase activity. Gene Ontology annotation, biological process: protein O-linked glycosylation; protein phosphorylation; carbohydrate phosphorylation. The record is from RefSeq and is a predicted model, not a curated record. NCBI's taxonomy places the organism in Eukaryota, Metazoa, Chordata, Mammalia, Rodentia, Cricetidae.
CGUCUCGGGCCGCUUCCGGCCGCGCAGGCAUUGUGGGCCGCGAGCUGGAUUUGGUGGAUAUCAGUCCCCAGGUUCCCAGCUGGAGAAUCCCAGAGAAUAACCGUGAGCCUAGUGGCGGCUGGGGACAGAGAGGGCAUCGAAGAAGGAAGAUCCUAUCUGCUGUGUGGAGAAUGGAUGGGAAGAGAGAAAGAUCAUGCAGGAAUCAGCUGUAGGAGCGCAGUAUUCACAUAGGCCAGAAGACACCGUCUGAUCUCUUGGGAUGGAGUUACAGAGGCUGUGAGCUGCCAUGUGGUACCAAGCACAACUCUGAGCGACCCAGGCAUGUGGAUGGAGACUCAGCUGAGAGAAGGAAGAGACUCCUGAAGGUAGCCCUGUCAAGAUUGACUCUGGCUCCCCAUGUCUCCAGUCUAAUGGCCACUUUGGAACACUUCUGUCCAGCACUUUGAGGGACAAGCAUCCUUUGCUCAAGGGUCCAUCCCAGGAACUGACAUGGGACAGCAACAUGGAAGCAGGAAAGGUCUCACCCACAGGGAAGUCCCCCGGGGCGUUGGGCUGUUGCUCUCCUUGGCCCUUAUGAAUGCCGUCCUUUACCUCUGUCUCGACUGGUUUUUCAUUUCCCCUCGACCUCCGGAGGACCCGAGUCGCUGUCCUCAUGGUUACUUUAGGAUGGGACGGAUGAAAAACUGUUCGCGCUGGUUGUCCUGCGAGGAGCUGAGGACAGAAGUGAGGCAGCUGAGGCGCGUUGGGGAAGGAGCCGUGAAGAGAGUCUUUCUGUCCGAGUGGAAUGAGCACAAAGUUGCUCUCUCACGGCUCACCAGGCUGGAGAUGAAGGACGACUUCCUCCACGGACUGCAGAUGCUGAAGUCUCUGCAGAGCCAUCACGUGGUCACGCUGCUUGGCUACUGCGAGGAGGACGGCACUAUUCUCACCGAGUAUCACCCCUUGGGUUCCCUGAGCAACCUGGAAGAAACACUAAACCUUUCGAAGUACCAAGAUGUGAACACCUGGCAGCACCGGCUGCAGCUGGCCGUGGAGUAUGUCGCCAUCAUCAACUACCUGCACCAGAGUCCCCUGGGCGUGAGGGUCAUGUGUGACUCUAACGACCUGCCCAAAACGCUGUCUCAGUACCUGCUGACAAGCAACUUCAGCAUUGUGGCCAAUGACCUGGAUGCACUGCCCCUGGUGGACCACGCCUCCGGGAUCCAGGUGAAGUGUGGCCACAGGGAACUCCACGGGGAUUUUGUGGCUCCGGAGCAGCUGUGGCCUUAUGGGGGAGACACACCCUUCCGAGAUGACUUCAUGCCCUCCUAUGAUGAGAAGAUUGACAUCUGGAAGAUUCCGGAUGUCUCCAGUUUCCUUCUGGGGCACGUGGAAGGCAGCGAUAUGGUUCGAUUCCACUUGUUUGAUAUCCAUAAGGCAUGUAAGAGCCAGAUCCCCGCAGAAAGACCCACGGCUCAGGAUGUUCUGGACACUUAUCAGAAGGUUUUACAUUCGCUUAGAGACUCUGUGAUGUCUCAGACAAAGGAGAUGCUGUAAGGUCAGGCCGUUAAGUGAUGGACUUGACAGCUGAAUGGCAUCCAAGCUGUUCUACUCUUGGUGAUGGAAGUGCUUUCGUGAACCUCGUGAUUUGUGGAUGCAGGGUCUCCUCCACAUCUGCCUGCACAUCUGAGUGUGCCCUGCUUUCCCGACAAUCCAGAUGGAAGUAGCCAAGAGGGAAAACCUUGCUUUACUGUGCUUCCUGGUGAAGAUGCAGAGAAUUCAUGGAUCCACACGGUGUUUGAAGGAAGUGGUAAAACGGUAAUCAUGAAGACACAUCGCCUACUCCGGUAACCAUGUUUAUAGAUUGGUAGGAAAUGGGAAGAAACAUACACUAAUUCUUCAGAGAACAUUGCUCCUAAUUUGAGCAGUCCUGUUGGAAACUGGGGAUAUAGAGCCCAGUGGUCGGGUGCUUACCUGGUUCUUUGCAAAGCCUCGGAUAUGAUCCGUAGCAUACACACACACACACACACACUCACUCACUCAAAGACCGUUUUGGGUGUCCAAAGUGCAGCCCUCGUCAGUGAGGUCCUUGUCAGUGUUGGAGAUGACCGUCUGUGAAGGUUCCAUGCAGUUUCCUCUCACUGAGCCAAGUACGCUGUGGCAGCAUGCACUAGAGAGAGACGGUGAAUGGCUAGGACUGACUGCUGGGAACGGCAGGCUGCGGGGACUUCCUUACCUGCCUGGGAUGGUGCUGACCUGCGGUUUCUGGGUGAACGUUUCAUAUCCAGUGUUCCUCUUUCCUAGACAGUGUCGAGCCUCCCCGGGCUUGCACAACUGAACACCUUAAACAAAAACUGUGGCGCCAGGAAUGGUGGCGCACACCUGUAAUCCUAACGCCUGGGAAACAGAUUGGAGAAACUAAGAGUCCAGGCCUGUCAUGGGCUAUAUACCACGAUCCCAUCUGUCCACGCCCCCACCCCAAUAAAAAAGUCUCUCCUGUGGUGCUGGCAUCCUUAUUUUGGGAGACAUGAGAGAG